UUUCCCACACACCUGCAUGUUCCCCCAAAUACACCACAGCUCAUUGAAGAGAUGGAUCUUUGCUGGACUGAGGUCAGUCUCUGGUUGAAACUGGCACUGAAGGUAAGAGGCUGCAAAGUAGAUGCUGAUGAGUGCCGAGGUUUUUUUUAACAUAUUUCACAACACGACAGGGCGGAUCUUGCAAAACUCUCUUUUACUUACAGAGUGACAAUCCUCCACAAGAUGAGGACUGCUGUUCUGCUGUUUGUUGUGGGGUUGUGUGUGUCGAACACCACAUCUUCCCUGAAGAUCUGCGCUUUCAAUGUUCAGAGCUUUGGUGAAUCAAAGGCAAACAACAAGAAGGUUAUGGGGAUUCUUCUAAAGAUUCUUUCUCGGUGCGACUUGUGUCUUAUUCAGGAGGUCCGAGACUCUAAAGGAGCAGCAAUACAAGAUUUGGUUAAGGAUCUCAACAGCAGGUUUGACAAAUCCAACUCGUACUCCUAUGUGGAAAGUGAAAGACUGGGGAGGACGACCUACAAGGAGCAGUAUGUCUACAUCUACAGGAGCAAUGUGCUGACGGUCAAAGAGCAUUAUCAGUAUCCUAAACUAGAAGGAGAAGGAACCAAUGAAACAGAUGUUUUCUCCAGAGAGCCUUUCAUCGUCCGCUUCCACUCCCCAACGACAUUGGUGAAGGAUUUGGUCCUGAUUGGGCAGCACACCAGUCCAAGAAGCGCCAUGAAGGAGAUGAAUGAACUGUACACUGUCUUCAAAGGAAUUUACAAGAAGUGGAAGACUGAUAAUGUGAUGAUCUUGGGGGACCUCAACGCCGGCUGCAGCUACGUCACCAUCAAGGGCUGGAGAGCUGUGCGCUUGAGGAGUGACCCUAACUUUCGCUGGUUAAUUGGAGAUGAGCAAGACACUACUGUCCGUGAGAAGACGCACUGUGCCUAUGACAGGAUCAUUGUCCACGGACGUGAGAUUAUUUCCAGUAUAGUGCCAGGUUCUGCUCAACCGUUCAACUUUAAGAAGAAUUUCCAUCUGACAGAGGAGGAGGCUCUUGCGGUGAGUGAUCAUUUUCCUGUAGAAGUUGACCUGAAGCCGAACCACCGUUACCUCCUCCGCAAUGAGCUGUAGGACAACCAGCAACAA
Messenger RNA from Anarrhichthys ocellatus (wolf-eel), 1128 nucleotides. It is a transcript of the gene dnase1l1l, whose product is annotated as deoxyribonuclease I-like 1-like. The transcript is spliced from 8 exons. The record is from RefSeq and is a predicted model, not a curated record. The coding region runs from base 223 to 1113 and encodes 296 amino acids. NCBI's taxonomy places the organism in Eukaryota, Metazoa, Chordata, Actinopteri, Perciformes, Anarhichadidae. Gene Ontology annotation, molecular function: DNA binding; deoxyribonuclease I activity. Gene Ontology annotation, biological process: DNA catabolic process. Gene Ontology annotation, cellular component: nucleus.